Molecule: messenger RNA, 1078 nt
Organism: Erinaceus europaeus (western European hedgehog)
Lineage: Eukaryota; Metazoa; Chordata; Mammalia; Eulipotyphla; Erinaceidae
Gene: MC3R
Product: melanocortin 3 receptor
Exons: 1
Coding region: 107-1078 (323 amino acids)
Biological process (GO): G protein-coupled receptor signaling pathway
Cellular component (GO): membrane
Molecular function (GO): peptide hormone binding; melanocyte-stimulating hormone receptor activity
Source: RefSeq, a predicted model, not a curated record
AGCAUUCAAAACAAGAUCUGAAAGGAGACCAUUUGCUUUGCUGCAAGCAUCAGCGCUUCCUCCAGACUGCAAGAGCCCCCGGCUGAGAUCAGCCUGACUGUGAGCAAUGAAUGUCUCAUGCUGUCUGCACUCUGCUCAGUCCAUGAUGUCUAACAGCUCAGGCCACCUCACACCCUCUUCCUCCAGCAACCAGAGCAGCAGUGGGUUCUGUGAGCAGGUCUUUAUCAAGUCUGAGGUCUUCCUGGGACUGGGCAUUGUCAGCCUGUUGGAAAAUAUCCUGGUGGUGGUGGCUGUCGCCAGGAAUGGCAACCUGCACUCCCCCAUGUACUUUUUCCUCUGUAGCCUGGCUGUGGCCGACAUGCUGGUGAGUGUGUCCAAUGCCCUGGAAACCAUCAUGAUCGCCAUCGUCAACAGCAACUACCUGACCUUUGAGGACCAGUUCAUACAACACAUGGACAAUAUCUUUGAUUCCAUGAUCUGCAUCUCCCUAGUAGCCUCCAUCUGCAACCUCCUGGCCAUUGCGGUGGACAGGUACGUCACCAUCUUUUACGCACUUCGCUACCACAGCAUCAUGACCGUGAGGAAAUCCCUCACUUUGAUCGGGGCCAUCUGGGUGUGCUGCGGCAUCUGCGGUGUGGUGUUCAUCAUCUACUCCGAGAGCAAGAUGGUUAUUGUGUGCCUAAUCACCAUGUUCUUCGCCAUGCUACUCCUCAUGGGCACCCUUUACGUGCACAUGUUCCUCUUCGCCAGGCUGCACGUCAAACGCAUCGCGGCACUGCCACCUGCUGACGGGGUGGCCCCCCAGCACCAUUCAUGUAUGAAGGGAGCUGUCACCAUCACUAUCCUGCUGGGGGUGUUCAUCUUCUGCUGGGCCCCUUUCUUCCUCCACCUAGUCCUUAUCAUCACCUGUCCCACCAACCCCUAUUGUGUCUGCUACACCGCCCACUUCAAUACCUACCUGGUCCUCAUCAUGUGCAACUCCAUCAUUGAUCCUCUCAUCUAUGCCUUCCGGAGCCUGGAACUGAGAAACACCUUCAAAGAGAUUCUCUGCAGCUGUAAUGGCAUGAACUUGGGAUAG